GGGCCCUUCUACCGAAUAAACCCCAGCUCGCUGCUUGCAGCAUCCUCAGUUCAUCAUCUCCCUCCCCCGUCUCGCGCUCGCGCACGAACACACGCCCCCCGCACGCGCAGUAGCCAUUAACGCGUGCUCGUAGCAUUCCCUGCUUCUGCUUCCCUAGUCUUCUCGAAGCUUCAUCGCCAUGGCGGACCAGCUCAGUGACGACCAGAUAGCAGAGUUCAAGGAGGCCUUCAGCCUCUUCGACAAGGACGGCGACGGUUUCCAUCCGAUCAGUCGACGUUGGCUGUUUCAUGCCAGAUCUAUCAUGCGCCGCCGCGCUUAGGAUUAGUGUCGCCAUGAAGCGCUUGUCUUAGUGGAAGGCUGGCUCUGAAAUUCAGCUGUCUUGAUGCACGGGUGUUGGGGUUGGGCAUAGCGAUUGCCGGAUCCAUGGAAGAUCUGCUUUAUGAGCAUUUCCAGCGUACCUAUAAGAGCUUUCUAAGUUCGUCUGUCAGCUGCCGCUUGGUUUUUAAUAGCUAAUAGCUGUGCGGACAUGCGGUUUACUUUGUUAUUUGAUUCAUGGAAUCAGAUUCUAGUUCAGUCAUAUCACAAAGUAAAAAAAAAGGUAGAAGAAUAAAGUGAUGUUGGGAGAGAAUCCGAACCUAACAUGAACCGGUGAGCCAUGUUGGCAUACAAUAGAACAGAGCAUGCUUUUGUAAAUCAAGUGAUGGCAGAACGAGUAGUCAGCACAGCAAUGUUUUUCAUAAGCUUUUUAGAUGGCAGAAUGGUGAACCUCACAGUGUGUUUUUUUUUUUGAUAGAACGGUGGACUAAUCACACUGCUAUUUACUUUAAUCGGAAACAAAUUCGAACUUCGAAGCCUCAACAUGUCUUACUGUCUUCUAUUGACGACAAUCCAUCAUUUUUGUUUCCUUUUACUGCAAGUGUCCAAGAAAUGCAUUUGUAAUUGUAACACACAUUUUUUUCCUAAAUAAACACUUUUUAACUAGAUCUGUGACAAUCUGAUCAUUGCGUAGUAAAUGUCUUCAUAUAGAUAACUCCUUAAUAACUUAUUUUGGCUUAUAGAAAAUGAAACCAUGGAUUCCAAUUUGGGUGUGUGAUAAAACCUGGGCAAUAUGAUGUGUUCUAUGUGUUCUCGUGAUGAGAUAAUAAGAUGCAAAUCAAGUUGUUCCUUACUAGUAAUUAUCAAGUUUCCUGAUGGAAAUAAGCCUUUUCCAUUUGAUGCUGCUCAUAGUUUUUUUUAAGUCAAUUUUUUUCUACUAGCAGUAAUAGGCUGCUAAGUUCUCUGAAAGAUUGGAUCAGUAUGGUGGUUGAGACUGACAUGGUUUGCUGAAUUCGUUAAUUAUUUCUUGUGCUUUAUGAACCAAAUUGUUUGUACGAUACGGUACAGUCUUGAGCAUCAUCUAUCUGACCUUCAGUAUCCAUGCAAUUUUGUUCGGAUAUUACCUCUCUCUCUCUCUCUCUCUCUCUCUCUCUCUCUCUCUCUCUCUCUCUCUCUCUCUCUCUCUCUCUCUCCUCUCUCUGUUUCAUGCAAUGAGCCUGUUGUCCGAAAUGCCCCAGGUUGCAUCACCACCAAGGAGCUGGGGACCGUGAUGCGGUCCCUGGGCCAGAACCCCACGGAGGCGGAGCUGCAGGACAUGAUCGCCGAGGUGGACGCCGACGGCAACGGCACCGUCGACUUCCCGGAGUUCCUGAGCCUGAUGGCGCGCAGGAUGAAGGAUAGCGACUCGGAGGAGGAGCUGAAGGAGGCGUUCCGCGUGUUCGACAAGGACCAGAACGGCUUCAUCUCGGCCGCCGAGCUCCGCCACGUGAUGGCCAACCUCGGCGAGCGGCUGACCGACGCCGAGGUUGACGAGAUGGUCCGCGAGGCCGACGUGGACGGCGACGGGCGCAUCAACUUCGACGAGUUCGUCAAGGUCAUGAUGGCCAAACGAAGGAGCAAGAGGACGGAGGAGAAGCCGGCGUGCGGCAAGAAGAAGCCGGCGGGGCCGUCCGACGUCGGCAAGCGCCCCCAGAAAUGUGUCAUCCUGUGAGCUGCAGCUCCGUGUACCCGACCGUGCUCACCGUCGUGUUCCCUUCUUCCGGUUGGCUUGGCACUUGGCAGCGUGCGGAUGCUCGAUUCGACACCCCAUCUACCUGUGGGUGAACCAUGGAGCUCUGCUGCGUCGUACUCCACCCAGGGUGUGCAAACGUGUAAUACUAUCUGCUGGAAGAAAUAACGCUGUAACGUCCGUGUUGCAUUGCAUAUAGCCAUAUCCACACUGUCAUGGAAUUUGGAAAUAUAACGAGCAUCUCCAACAGUUUUUUUCUAAAUUUACUCUCUAAAUCAUUAUCUAGAGAGUCAUUCGAGUAACAAUUAUUUUUCUA
Panicum virgatum (switchgrass) is the source of this 2360-nucleotide messenger RNA. RefSeq names its product calmodulin-3-like. Gene Ontology annotation, molecular function: enzyme regulator activity; calcium ion binding. The transcript is spliced from 3 exons. Bases 1352 to 2026 code for a protein of 224 amino acids. NCBI's taxonomy places the organism in Eukaryota, Viridiplantae, Streptophyta, Magnoliopsida, Poales, Poaceae. The record is from RefSeq and is a predicted model, not a curated record.